AUGGAGAGGCUUGACUGCACGGAACGAAAGUUGCUUAGACGGCUACUUGGCUACUUUUGGCCUAGGGUAUGUCACAAUGAAGAUCUUUACGCAGAAAUCGUUGUGGUAUACCGGCGGAUGACACGUGGAAAACAUCAACAUCUUGCACCGUCAUCGAAAGUGGCUAAACUGGAAGAAGCCACCUGGCCGAAAACGGAAGUUCGGGAAUAUGGAAUAGUGACGAAUGGAUUGAUUCUGUGCAAGCUCUCGCAGAAGAUCGAGAAGGUUGGGCAGAGCUGUGUUCAAGGACGGCACACCUCGGCGAAGAUGCGGGUGAUCGCGUCAGACGAUGACAUCAGCCCGCCGAUUAAGAGUGGAAAAACGUCUAUACGGAAAGUAGUCUUCCAGAAGAUGUCACCGAACGAGACUUUGUUCGUUGAAAGUACUGCACGUGUCACAAAAGACGUAAUCGCAUCUUCGUUUAUAAAUUUUGAGACGCUGGAGUUUCCCGGACAAAUGGAUCCCUUUGAUAGUUCACUUGAUCCUGUAGCCACCUUCAGGCGAUGUGGGAACACAUUUGCCGAGCUCGUGUAA
This is a messenger RNA of Necator americanus (New World hookworm), 573 nucleotides long. RefSeq lists its product as uncharacterized. The record is from RefSeq and is a predicted model, not a curated record. The transcript has 5 exons. Gene Ontology annotation, biological process: negative regulation of autophagy; cellular response to starvation. NCBI's taxonomy places the organism in Eukaryota, Metazoa, Nematoda, Chromadorea, Rhabditida, Ancylostomatidae. Gene Ontology annotation, molecular function: GTPase activity; GTP binding. Bases 1 to 573 code for a protein of 190 amino acids. Gene Ontology annotation, cellular component: nucleus; Gtr1-Gtr2 GTPase complex; lysosome.